This is a messenger RNA of Nannospalax galili (Upper Galilee mountains blind mole rat), 1923 nucleotides long. RefSeq names its product fibroblast growth factor 16 (gene Fgf16). Bases 301 to 924 code for a protein of 207 amino acids. The record is from RefSeq and is a predicted model, not a curated record. Gene Ontology annotation, molecular function: fibroblast growth factor receptor binding; growth factor activity. Gene Ontology annotation, biological process: positive regulation of cell population proliferation; positive regulation of gene expression; animal organ morphogenesis. Gene Ontology annotation, cellular component: cytoplasm. Lineage: Eukaryota; Metazoa; Chordata; Mammalia; Rodentia; Spalacidae. The transcript has 3 exons.
ACGAAACCAGCUAUGAGAGGCCAGCGGAGAUGGAUGCGGAGGGGAAGCCGCACUUUGACUGAGUGCAAGGUCAGGAGCGCGCUACCCCGCGCUCUCCGCCGCUGAGAAGUUCCUUGGCCGCGAACAGACGUGUGCUGCAGCUGGGCCGAGCGCGGAGCGGAGCGACAAGCGAGCGAGCAAGCAAGCGAAGGGAGGCCGCCGACCCGCCCAGCCCGCCGCGGGGAGAGGCAGUUCGCGCCCCGCGGCCCCGUCUCGGCCCGCGCGCGCCCCGCAACAGCCCGCGCCGCCUCCGGCCGCGCCAUGGCGGAGGUGGGGGCCGUCUUCGCGUCCUUGGACUGGGACCUGCACGGUUUCUCCUCGUCUCUGGGGAACGUGCCCUUAGCUGACUCCCCGGGUUUCCUGAACGAGCGCCUGGGCCAGAUCGAGGGGAAGCUGCAGCGCGGUUCGCCCACAGACUUCGCCCACCUGAAGGGGAUCCUGCGGCGCCGCCAGCUCUACUGCCGCACCGGCUUCCACCUGGAGAUCUUCCCCAACGGCACGGUGCACGGCACCCGCCACGACCACAGCCGCUUUGGAAUUCUGGAGUUUAUCAGCCUGGCUGUGGGGCUGAUCAGCAUCCGGGGAGUGGACUCUGGCCUGUACCUAGGGAUGAAUGAAAGAGGAGAGCUGUAUGGAUCAAAGAAACUCACACGUGAAUGUGUUUUCCGGGAACAGUUUGAAGAAAACUGGUACAACACCUAUGCUUCCACCUUGUACAAACACUCGGACUCGGAGAGACAGUAUUAUGUGGCUCUGAAUAAAGACGGCUCACCCCGGGAGGGAUACAGGACUAAACGACACCAGAAAUUCACUCACUUUUUACCCAGGCCAGUAGAUCCUUCUAAGUUGCCCUCCAUGUCCAGAGACCUGUUCCGCUAUAGGUAAUGAACCUCUGGUGCCAUGUCUGUGACCCAUGUACUCUGCAGCCACGGUUGGCUCUGCAAGCACUAUACUCAUAGCUUUUCAAUCCUUCUUUCCUAUCAAUUUAGAUAACAAAGAAGCACUUACUGUUCAACUUGACCCAGCUGUUCCCUUGUUCAAAGUGUAUAUCAAGGUUGGGUUAUUUUGGGGAGGGAUGUGGGGGGAGGGGUGGGCCUGAGGGAACCUUGUAUAUACUUUUUUCUUUACUCAUGUUCUUUCCGUGAGGCGGCAUGACAAAGAAUGAGGGCCCCACUAAGGGUCAAGGUGCCUUGCCUCACAGUCCACCCAGAUACCUUGAGAAGGGGUAUAAAUGAAAGACCAAGGAAUCUGCCACAGAUGCUACCUAUAGAGCUCUGAGAAAGUGUCAUUUGGAAAAUGUGCGGGGCUCCAGCCCUGCUGCAAGCCAUCCCUUCUUUGGCUCUGCAGAUUUCAAAUUUAUCCUGACAUGCAGUUUUCCUGACACCAGAAGUGGGAGAUGUGGGCCAGGUUGUAAGAAAAUGAUAUUAAAAUGCAAGCAUGAAUACUGUGCAUAAGGACAAACUAUUUAUGAAAUGUAUAUGCUAUUUAUUUUAUAUAUUUAUUUAUUUCAAAAUAAUUUUAUUUUUAAUGAGAGAUGCUAUGACUGGAUUUUCAUCAGAAAGAAUAAGGUCCUACUGAAACAGGAAAAAACGAGUUAUUAAAGGCUUUUAUUGGCAAUAAAAUUGUCUUUAUAUUAUAAACCAGUGUCUAAUUCCACUGAUUUGUGCAUUUGGUCGAAUGAACAGGCUGGCCAAUUUCUUUCUCCACAGCUCACUAGGAUAGUGGGAGCCACAUUAGAUGAUGGGAUCACUCCAUCAUCUAGUGUAGUAGCAUUAUCUAGGGCCCUCCCCCAAGGGGAGUGCUCCCUUCUGGUUCCAUGACUUAUCAGAACUUGGAAGGCCUGGACCAACAGCUCUUACUGAAGCUCCAUUUGUGUUUAGGAUU